AUGUCGGCUGAACAACGUAGAGCUGAACUUGAUGCUAAACGAGCUAAAUUGGAAAAAAUGCGGCAAGACAAAUUAACAAAACCAUCUGCAACAACACCAAUGACACCAAAUGUUUCUUCAAUGCCAGCUGUUACUUCAUCAACAACGCCAAGAGAAGAUACUGAUCCGGAUACAAUAUUAAAAGAAGUUGGUAUUCAUCAAACAACAUCAUUAUCAACAAGUUCACCAUCAAUAUCACCAGCAACAACAUCAUCAUCAUCACAACAGAAACGUCGGCCACCAACAAAUAUUGCAUUACAAAUAUGUCAACAAACAUCAGCAACAGUAAGUGUACCACCAAAAGAAUUAGUUACAUAUUCAAAAGAAGUUCAAACAAUUGAAUCUGGUGAAAAAGAUCCAACAGCAAGUCCUAUUCAACAUGAUCAUUUACAAUGGGAUGAUGAAUUUCAACCUUCAACAUCAGGUGAACAUAAUCGUCUUGUUUAUGUUAGUGAUGAUGAUACAAUGAGUUUAGAUGAGAAUACAAAAGGAUCUAUUGGUAUGACAUUAGCAUCAACAACAGAAUUAAAACGUACACGUUCACUUAAACAACAACAUAAACAAUCAAGUUUACAAGGUCAAACAUCAUUAAUGAAACAAGAAUUAACUAGUGAUGAACGUGAACAAAUAUUAAAAAGUGAUCAUUUUCAAGAUUUUUUUUCUCGUACAUCACGUUUAAUUGAACGUUCAUUAUGGGAAAGUCCACAAGCAUUUGAUAUAUUUAAAGAUUAUAGUGGAAGAGAUUUAGAUGGACAAAAAGAAACAAUGGAUGUUGGAGAAAUAAUUAAAUUUGAUCGAGAAUUUUUUGAUGAACGUUGGACACGUCAUCGUAUUGUCACAUGUAUUGAUACAUCAACUUAUCAUCCAGAAUUAGUUCUUGCAUCAUAUUCACAAAAUGAUGAAUCAACACAUGAAUCUGAUGGUGUUGUACUUAUUUGGAAUACGAAAUUUAAAUCGAAACCAACACCUGAAUAUAUAUUUAAUUGUCAAUCCUGGGUAACAUCAUGCGUAUUUAGUAAAUUUCAUCCAAAUAUUUUGUUAGGUGGCACAUAUAGUGGUCAAAUUGUUGUUUGGGAUACUCGUACAAAUAAACGAACACCUGUACAACGUACAGCUUUAUCAGCAUCAUCACAUACACAUCCAGUUUAUUGUUUACAAGUUAUUGGUACACAAAAUGCAAAUAAUUUAAUUUCAAUAUCAAAUGAAGGCAAAAUGUGUUCAUGGAAUAUUGAAAUGAUGACACAACCACAAGAAAGUAUGGAUUUAGCUUAUCGAACAAAACCAGUGGCAGCAACACGAAUGGUAUUUCCAGGUGUUGAAGUUAAUAAUUUUAUUAUUGGAAGUGAAGAAGGUCAAGCUUAUUCUGGUUCAAGACAUGGAAAUAAAGCUGGAAUUCAAGAAAGUUAUGAAGGACAUUUUGGUCCAAUUACAGGUCUUAGUUGUCAUAAUGUCAAUGGUUCAACUGAUUUUUCAUCAUUAUUUUUAACUUCUUCAUUUGAUUGGAGUGUUAAAUUAUGGUCAUUAAAAGAAUCUAAACCAUUAAAUUCAUUUGAAGUUAAUAGUGAUUAUGUUACUGAUGUACGUUGGUCACCAGUACAUCCAAGUGUAUUUUUAACAUGUGAUAUAACUGGUCGUUUUGAUAUAUGGAAUUUAAAUCAUGAUUCUGAAUUACCAUUAUUAAGUACAACACUUGAUGGUAACGUUGCUUUAAAUAAAUGUUCAUGGGCACAUAAUGGUCAACAAAUAAUAUUAGGUGAUGAUCAAGGUAAAUUACGUUUAUAUGGUGUAAAUGAAUUUUUAACAAGUCCAAAACAAGAUGAUUUUAAUAAAUUAAGUAAUACAUUACAAGAAUUUAAAAGAAAUACACUUGAUGCAUUUGAUGAUAAUCAUCCAACAAGUGUGACAACAACAACAGCAGGUUCAACAUCUGUUAGUCAUAAUUCAUAA
Rotaria sordida is the source of this 1986-nucleotide messenger RNA. Lineage: Eukaryota; Metazoa; Rotifera; Eurotatoria; Philodinida; Philodinidae. The record is from the annotation of a GenBank genome assembly.